CGCACUGCAGGUGGCUGUCGCACAAUGAUGACGCGGGAAAUGAAGGUCUCUCCUGUCCCUUGUCCUCUCCUGUCAGUGCAGUGGCAGUGCGGGAGCCGCUAUGUCUGUGCUGCGGGUGUGCGGGGGGAGAGUCCGGCUGCUGCUACCCCGGGCAGCCCCAACCUGUUGCCAGCGGAGGACAGUUGCUGAUGGUGACGGGGGAGUCUCUAACGUCAUCAACAAAGAAUUGGAUAAGUUUCAUAACAAAGUGAGGAACUUCAUGCCCGGCAGUGACUGGAGUCCAUUGAGGUCCACAGACCAUCUACCGCCGGAGCACGCGGAUAUUGUGGUUGUCGGGGGCGGGGUGAUUGGCUGGUCGAUCGCUUACUGGCUGAAGAAGCUGUAUCAGCAGAGGAGAGCGUACAGAGUGGUGGUGGUGGAGAGAGAUCCCACGUACUCUCAUGCCUCCACCGUUCUCUCGGCAGGCGGCAUUCGUCAGCAGUUCUCGCGGCCAGAAAACAUCCAGAUGUCACUCUUUGGAGCACAUUUCCUGCGCAACGUAAACGAAUAUCUGGGUGUUGUCAAUGAGGAGCCCAUAGACAUCCAGUUCAAUCCCUCCGGAUACCUCUUCCUGUCUAGUGAGAAAGGAGUGGAGACCUUGCUGGAAAACUACAGAAUCCAGAGUGACCAAGGAGCCAAAGUUGCACUUCUGUCCCCGGAUCAGCUGAUAAAGAAGUUCCCGUGGAUUAAUACACAGGACGUAGCGCUGGCCUGCUACGGCCUAGAGAAUGAAGGCUGGUUUGAUCCCUGGACUCUACUCUGUGCUCUCCGGAGUAAGGCUCUGUCUAUGGGGGUGGAGCAUUGCCACGGAGAGGUGGUAGGGUUCGACAGCAGCAUAAAUAAAAUGGUGACCAGCGACGGCGAAACGGUGAACCUCAAAACUAUCCAGAAGGUCACUGUAAGAAUGCAGAAUAGUUUGGAAAGCCAGGCGGUGGAAUGUAUGGCCGUCAUUAAUGCCGCCGGAGCCUGGUCCUCUAAGGUGGCGGAGCUUGCCGGGAUUGGCGCCGGGAGUCCUGGAUCAGUAGAAGAAGUUGAGCUUCCUGUAGAGCCUAGGAAGAGAUACAUCUACACGUUCCACUGUCCCAAUGGCCCCGGCGUAGACUGUCCUCUGCUAAUCGACAGCUCAGGGGCGUACUUCAGAAGAGAGGGAUUUGGAGGCAACUAUAUCGGUGGUCUCUCUCCGCCAGAGGAGGAAGAGCCGGAUCCCAGUAACCUGGACGUAGACCACGAUUAUUUCCAGCAGAAGGUCUGGCCGCUCUUGGCUCACAGAGUUCCAGUUUUUGAAUCCUUAAAAGUAAAAUCAGCCUGGGCCGGGUAUUAUGACUACAACACGUACGACCAGAAUGGCGUCAUUGGAAUUCACCCUUCGGUGCAAAACUUAUACUUUGCGUGUGGGUUCAGCGGACAUGGCCUGCAGCACGCACCGGCGGUAGGGCGCGCUGUGGCGGAGCUGCUUAUCUAUGGGUACUUCAAAACUCUAGACCUGGGUGACUUCAACUUCCAGCGUUUCCUCUUCAAACAGCCCCUCCUGGAAAGCAACAUCGUAUGAGGAAGAGAAUUACAGGUGAAGAUGAGACAACACAGACUAUGUCGGGUUAUUCCGGCCAGUACAAAAUAGAAAACCAUUGUCAAACGCAGAACAAACUGGGAGAAAGAAGCAAAUGGGCUCUGACAGGAAUCCCCCAGCGGCAGAUGAAUGUGAUAUAACGUUAUCAAUUACGUAGCAGCACAGGGAAGAAUACCUCACUGACUUCAGAACAAAUUUUUUGUAAUUUUUUUUAUUUUAGUUUUUAAUUAAUUUAAGAGACAAUUUUACACCAAAAUGCACAUUAAAAAAAUCCUUUGCAUAUCAA
Pseudophryne corroboree (corroboree frog) is the source of this 1892-nucleotide messenger RNA. It is a transcript of the gene FOXRED1, whose product is annotated as FAD dependent oxidoreductase domain containing 1. The transcript has 12 exons. Gene Ontology annotation, cellular component: cytoplasm. Bases 101 to 1588 code for a protein of 495 amino acids. Gene Ontology annotation, biological process: mitochondrial respiratory chain complex I assembly. The record is from RefSeq and is a predicted model, not a curated record. NCBI's taxonomy places the organism in Eukaryota, Metazoa, Chordata, Amphibia, Anura, Myobatrachidae. Gene Ontology annotation, molecular function: oxidoreductase activity.